AUGCAUGACUUGCUAGAAGGGGUCUGUAAAUAUGAUAUAUCAUUUUUGUUAUUAUACUAUAUAAAACACUUACAAUUAUUCUCUUUACAAACUUUUAAUGAAAGGUUGGUUUGUUUUAAUUAUGGCCCUGAUAAGGGGAACAAACCCUCUGUAUUGCAUAUUGAACAUAUUCAAAAAAACACCAUAAGACUUUCAGCGUCAGAAAUGAUGUCACUUACUCGUUAUUUCAGUUUAAUCAUUGGAGAUUUUAUUCCCAAAAAUGACUGUGUUUGGGAACUUUAUAUUUUAUUGAGACACAUUUUGGACUUGUUAACAUCUCCGGUAUUACAAAUAGAAUGUAGUGAAUUAUUACAAACACUCGUGGCUGAGCACCAUGAUUUGUAUAUGAAGUAUAGCAAAUUUGAUUUAAAACCUAAAUACCAUUACAUGGUACAUUAUCAUACUAUGAUCAAAAAGUUUGGUCCCUUAAUAUCUAUGUGGUCUAUGCGUUUUGAGGCCAAACACAGAAUAUCUAAAAUAUCUGCUAACACAUCCAGUAAUCGGCGAAAUAUAUGCAAGACACUUGCUAUAAAACAUCAGCUUCAGUUGAAUGACUUAUUUAAUAAAGGAACUUUAUCCAAUGAAAUAGAAUUAGGCCCUUGUAAUAAAGUAAUAAGUGAUAUCGAUACACAACUUCUACGAUUGUUUUUGAAUAUUGACUCUAAACGUAUUAACAAGGUGUCCAUGGGUUUCAGUUAA
Macrosiphum euphorbiae (potato aphid) is the source of this 738-nucleotide messenger RNA. The record is from the annotation of a GenBank genome assembly. Lineage: Eukaryota; Metazoa; Arthropoda; Insecta; Hemiptera; Aphididae.